UUCUGUUUAUCUUUUUUAACAUACACAAAUAAAUAUUAGUCUGCAUGUGUGUGUAAAUUCUACACUAAAAUAUAUUCAACAAUAAAAAUUAUCGAAAAAAAAAAAAAAUUUCUAACGACCUCCCUGAGAGUGACGACGCCAACUUGCAAAUAAAAAUAAUAAUAUAAACCUAACCUAUAAAUUUUUAUCUUGUCUUUUUUAUUUGUCCAACUCAUUCAACAAUAAAGAAAAAAAAAAGAACAAAGUACUUGAAGUUUAUAUCAUCAUAAUUACGGUCAUCUCCAACUUGUCGCUUUUGUUGGUCAUAUUUAUAUAUUUUUUUUUUUUUUUUUUAGUUCCCUCUCCCGGGGCUCCAGCAUCAGCCAGAGUACUCCCGUCGUCGGUGUAUCAUCACUCGGCCGCUCCUCGUAUCCCAAAUAUUUUUACUCAUUUAUUUAUAAUAUUUAAAAACAAUAAUAUUAGAACAUACAUUUUUUUAUAUACACAUCAUAAAGUUACGUGGAAUAUUAUAUUGUUAUCAAACUUGAGAUAUAUUCAAUGCUCAAAUCAGAAAAACAACAAAAAGUUAUAGAUAAAACGGAGUAAAAAAAAAAAAAAAAAAAAUACCUACAUAUACAUAUGCAUAGUUAGUAGUACACACAUACACACACAGAUAUAUAUGGUGUAAACUAUUGCUGGAUGGACAUUGAAAAAUCAGUGACAGUGAAUCAGUCUUCUAAAACUUCAUUUUUUUUUUUCAAUUUUUUUUUUUUUUUUUAAUUUAUUGUUAUAAUUAUUGUUGAAUUUAAUUGUUUAUUGAUAUUAAAAAUCAAUUGUUGAUUAUUUUGACAUUUAUUGGUGAUACGAUGCAGGCGAUUAAGUGCGUCGUUGUUGGUGAUGGUGCUGUUGGUAAAACGUGUUUGCUUAUAAGUUAUACGACAAAUGCAUUUCCUGGUGAAUAUAUUCCCACUGUAUUUGAUAAUUAUUCAGCAAAUGUUAUGGUUGAUGGAAAACCAAUAAAUCUUGGUUUAUGGGAUACAGCUGGACAAGAAGAUUACGAUAGACUUAGACCAUUGUCAUAUCCACAAACUGAUGUAUUUCUUAUUUGUUUUUCACUUGUUAAUCCAGCAAGUUUUGAAAAUGUUAGAGCUAAAUGGUAUCCAGAAGUACGUCAUCAUUGUCCAGCAACACCAAUAAUACUUGUUGGUACAAAACUCGAUUUACGUGAAGAUAAAGAAACUAUUGAAAAAUUAAAAGAUAAAAAACUUGCACCAAUAACUUAUCCACAGGGUCUUGCAAUGGCCAAAGAAAUCGGAGCAGUCAAAUAUCUGGAGUGUUCAGCAUUAACACAAAAAGGCCUGAAAACUGUUUUCGAUGAAGCGAUACGUGCUGUACUUUGUCCCGUACUACAAGUACAAAAGAAACGCAGAUGUUGUCUUCUAUAAUAUUAAUUUUUUUUUUACUUUUUUUUUUCUUCAAAAAUUAAUGCCUGAUGCAAACUCCUGCAAAUUAUUGUAUAUUCUAUUUUUUUUUCUAUUUUUUUUUCUGUACUAUUUUAAACACUACUAAAAACUCAUUAAUAUGACAAUUUAAUAAUUAAAAGUGUACAUUGUUUAUUAAUUAUUAUGUAUACUUUUGUGUACAAGUGUUUGUCAAUGUCUUUUUGGUUAUUAUUUAAACUUUUGUUUAUCAAAAUGAUAUCUAAUAAACGCGUUGUCGAGUGUAGCCAAUGACAGGAAAAAGAAAAAAGAAAAAAAAAUAUAUGAACGAAUGUGUAUUCAUGUAAUUAUUGCUAUUAUUUUUUUCUUUUUUCACUGUUUCGAAAAGAAGAAUAGAAAUAAAAAUUUGGUGAUUGAGUCGUUGAUGACAACAACAUAAAGAAAAUUAAUAAAAACAAUAGAAUAAACUGACGAUUUAGAUAGUUUAAUAAUAAUUAUUGUUAACUUGUCGAGUGAUUUAACAAAUGACACAAUUAUUAUAUUUAUUUCAAAAAAAAAAAAUAAAUAAAAUCAUGUUAAUCUCAAAUUUCAAACAUGAAAUAAUCAAAUUUAAAGAACAAUAUUUUGUUCUUGGUGCAACCUCGACCUGUUAAACAAUUUUUCAAUAAAUUUUUUUCUCAAAUAAAACAACAAUUAUCACGCACAAUAAUUUUUCAAAUAUUCAUUAUUAUUAAUUGUAUUUAAAAAGACAAAAAAGAAAAAAAACAUUUUAAUAAUGUCAAGUUGAAAAAUAAUAGCUAACAAUUAAAAAUAAAUUUAAAAAAAAAAAUCACAACUGUUGGACUCGUCGUGCUACACGAAGCAGGAGAAUAAAAAAGGGUAGAAAAAAGCAAAAAAAAAAAGAAAAAAGAAUAUUAAUUAAUAAAAAGUAAAAGAGAAAAGAAAAAAAAAAAAAAGUUAAAUAAAUAAAAUAAAUGAUUAUAAUGAUUUUUUUUUGUUCAAUUUGUUCUAGAUGUGAUUGAAAAAUUGUAUGAACGAAUAAGUGUAUGGUUGAAUAAUAAUUAUAAAAUUAUAUAUAUGCUAAAAAAAAAAAAAGGUGUUGAACGAGUGAUGAAAUGGCAAAUAAUUUGUAAAUAAUUGCUAGAGUUCAAACUUAUUUGUAUGUCAUCAUCGUGUCGUUAUGUGUCAGCUCCUAAUCGACUUUAAAAAAAUAUCAACUUAUGACAAAAAAAAAAAAAGCGUUAAUUGUUUUUUA
This is a messenger RNA of Aphidius gifuensis, 2673 nucleotides long. RefSeq names its product ras-related protein Rac1. Gene Ontology annotation, molecular function: GTP binding; protein kinase binding; GTPase activity. The transcript is spliced from 3 exons. Gene Ontology annotation, cellular component: plasma membrane; cell cortex; cytoplasmic vesicle. Gene Ontology annotation, biological process: regulation of actin cytoskeleton organization; establishment or maintenance of cell polarity; regulation of cell shape. Bases 846 to 1424 code for a protein of 192 amino acids. NCBI's taxonomy places the organism in Eukaryota, Metazoa, Arthropoda, Insecta, Hymenoptera, Braconidae. The record is from RefSeq and is a predicted model, not a curated record.